CAGUUAUAGUGUUACAUUGCGAAGAUGAGCACUGGUUCUUUAAAUUUCUGAAUCCCUUGAAACAUUAAUGUGAAAGACCUAUCUGAAAUAGUGUCUCAAUAGGACUUCAUUGAUUCUUGAAAUAUGCCAUCGACAUUGGAUUUAUUGAAUACAUAAUUUGGAAAUAAACAAUUAAGUUAUGAAUAUUGUAAGAGGAAUGGGAACGUUUGACCACAGAGGCAUUAAAGUUAUAAGCAGCCGCCAUUUUAUAUUCACUUUUAAUUGACUUCACUAAUUUUGUUGAAAUCUACAUAAUAAAUAGUAUUAAAUGCAAUCUAUAGAUACUAAUGCUAGCGGGAAAAGAGAAUUGGAAUGGAAUUUCUUCGCCUUCUAAUUCGUAUAAUUGAUAGAUCUGUGGAUACUACGUCGACAUUUAUGAUUCGGCGAACCACGUUUGAAAAUAAAAUGCACCCGGGAAAAUAUGUAUAAACAGAUGUUAUGAUAUGUGUAGCUAUUCAAAUUUUACUUGUAAUGAAAUCAUUGGAAUACUUAACCAUAUAUAGAAAGCAACGCACAAAUAGACUAUUUCUAUAUCCUUUUGGUUGUUAUGUAUGAAUUUUAAAUAUGGAAAUUCUAUAAUUUGUUGUGUAAAGCGCUAAUUAAAAGACAAUUUUGUAACCGUUGAAGAUAUAAUAUUGCGGGAGAGUUGCACAUAAAUACUACGACAAUUUUAUCAAUACAUAAUACUGUAUAUGUUGAAGGAUAUUUAUAAGUCAUUAUGGUGACAUAUAUUUUCACGCUUUUACUUAUUGUUCGCAAUUUUUUCAUAAUUUUCACACUUGAACCUGUGAAAUUGGGAAUACUAUUACCUUCGAACAGUAAUUUCCCAUUUAGUGUAGCGAAAGUUAUACCAGCAAUAGAUCUAGCUCUUGUUCAAGUGAAUAAAAGUGGUCUUUUACCGAAUCAUAUUUUAAUCAAAAACGUCCGAGACUCUAACUGUUCGGAAACUAUCGGGCCACUGGAGGCUAUAGACCUUUAUGUUAAAAGGGAGGUUAAUGUAUUCAUUGGACCAGUCUGUGAUUAUGCAGUGGCGCCGGUUGCUAGAUUUGCACCUUACUGGUCAAUACCUGUGAUAAGCGCUGGCGCGCCAGUAAAGGCUUUUGACGAUAAGAGUGAAUAUAAGACAUUAACGAGAAUUCAAGGUUCUUAUGGAAAAAAUGCCGACUUUCUUUGGGAAAUUACAAGAACGUUUAAUUGGUCAACUAUUGGUUUACUAUUCAACGACAACCACAAAGUAGAAAUGGGUAAAACUGACAAUUUUUUUACAAUGGAGCCGAUUUACCACAUGUUCAAGGAGAAGACCGGAUACGAACCGUAUUUUAAAGCGUUUGAUGAGAAGUACCCUCUCACCUAUGAUAUUGAGGACCUGCUUAACAAGGCGUCAAUGAACGCCAGAAUUGUUGUGCUGUGUGCUUCUGCUGAUUCUGUCAGGGAUAUACUGAUUAAAGCUCACGAAUUAAAUUUUGACAACGGAGAAUAUGUUUUCCUAAACAUCGAUUUGUUCAGCAGCAAGAAUGACAGUGAGAAACCGUGGUAUCGAGCUGGUGACACAGAUGAAAGAAAUAGUAAAGCUAUGAAGGCAUACGAAGCCCUGAUGACAGUUACGUUACGGAAACCUACCAGUAAAGAAUACAAAAACUUUUCAAUGGAGGUUAAGCGGAGAGCUAAGGAGAAAAAUGUCAACUUUACUUAUGGAGAGGAAGAGGUCAACAGCUUUGUCGGUGCCUUUCACGAUGCUGUUAUUUUGUAUGCUCUCGCAUUAAACGAGACCUUAGCUGCCAAUAAAUCAAUCACAGAUGGCGCUGAAAUCACAAACCGGAUGUGGAAUAGAACCUUCGAGGGAAUCACAGGGACUGUCAGUAUUGACGAGAAUGGUGAUCGGAAUGCUGAUUAUUCUUUACUGGAUAUGAAUCCUCGUACACAUAAAUUUGAGGUUGUUGCUAACUAUUUUGGUAAAGACAAGGAGUACAAAGAGGUUGAGGGUAAACGUAUCCAUUGGGCCGGGGGACGGACGUCUGCCCCACCCGAUACUCCUAAAUGUGGAUUUGAUGGGUCAAAAUGCCCUCCAAAAAAACCAUUUCCAGAGUAUGGUAUCGUUAUAAUUGUACUGGGGUCUUUGUUAGUUAUUGUUCUUGUAGCAGCUUUCUUUAUAUACAGACAUAUCAAAUUAGAAGCAGAGUUAGCCGAAAUGAAUUGGAGAGUGAAAUGGGAAGAUAUAAUGUUUGGAACGAUGGAAAACGACAAGAAACUCCGUCGUCAAGGGAGUACCCUUAGUCUUACCAGGGAUACUCAUAAACGCUCAUCAACUGAGAAACUGUCAAUUGCAAGUUCCUGUUCAAGAGAUACAAUUGCAGUUCACUUAAGUGAUGUUGGGCAACGACAGCUAUUUACAAAGACAGGGUAUUAUAGGGGUGCUAUAGUAGCUAUUAAAAGUAUAGAUAAAUCAAAUAUCACAAUAAACAAGCCAUUGCUUUUGGAAAUUAAAAAGAUUAAAGAUCUGCAGAAUGACCAUAUUGUUCGUUUUCUGGGUGCUUGCAUCGACCCUCCAAAUAUGUGUAUUAUAACAGAGUACUGUCAGAAGGGCAGCUUACAGGAUGUUUUAGAAAAUGAACAGAUAAAGCUAGACUGGAUGUUUAGAUAUUCCCUGAUGCAGGAUAUACUUAGAGGCCUUUCAUACUUACAUAGCAGUGAUAUACGUAGUCAUGGAAAUCUGAAAAGUACAAACUGUGUAGUCGAUGGAAGAUUUGUAUUAAAGAUUACAGAUUUUGGACUUCAUGCCUUCAGAUCGAAGGAAGAAGACACAGAUAAAGAGUCAUAUGCUUAUUAUCAAAGUCUUUUAUGGACUGCUCCAGAGUUGUUACGAAUGCAUAAUAGACCACCCGAAGGAACUUCGAGAUGUGAUGUGUAUAGUUUUGCUGUAAUAUGUCAGGAAAUAGUAUACAGAAAUGGAGUAUUCUAUCUUGCUAACCUAGAUGUAAGUCCUGAAGAAAUUUACAAGAAAGUGAAAAAUGGACUGAGACCAUAUUUCCGGCCGACAUUAGAUGAAUGUGAUUGCCCAUGUGAUGAGCUAGCAGAUGUCAUCAGACAGUGCUGGAAAGAAGAUCCAAUGGAGAGACCAGAUUUCCCAACACUAAAAUCCAUCAUUAGAAAACUAAACAAGGAUGGAGAUAAAGGAAACAUAUUAGAUAACUUACUCUCAAGAAUGGAACAGUAUGCAAACAACUUAGAAGCACUAGUCGAGGAACGGACGGCUGACUAUCUAGAACAAAAGAAAAAGGCAGAAGAUUUAUUAUAUAUGAUGUUACCAAAAUCAAUAGCAAAUUCGUUAAUUCGAGGCGAAUCUGUCCCUGCAGAAAACUUUGAAAGCGUGACUAUUUAUUUUAGUGAUAUUUGUGGAUUCACAGCCUUGUCGUCGGAAUCCACUCCAUUCCAGGUGGUAGAUCUAUUAAAUGAUCUAUACACUACAUUUGAUACCAUUUUAGAAAAAUUUGAUGUAUAUAAGGUUGAAACUAUAGGUGACGCUUACAUGGUUGUAUCUGGACUACCCAGUAGAAAUGGGAACUUACAUGCUCGGGAAGUUGCCCGGAUGUCAUUAACAUUAUUGAAUGCAGUGUUGUCUUUCAAAAUACGUCAUAGACCUAAUGAACAAAUAAAAUUACGUAUAGGAAUACAUUCCGGUUCUGUUUGUGCUGGUGUUGUGGGACUUAAAAUGCCUCGGUAUUGUUUAUUCGGUGAUACAGUAAAUACCGCAUCAAGGAUGGAAUCGAAUGGAUUGCCUUUACGAAUACAUGUUAGUCCAUUUACAAAAGAGAUAUUAGAUAAAUUUGCAACAUUUGAAUUAGAUUUACGAGGUCCUGUAGAAAUGAAGGGAAAAGGUAAAGUAACAACAUACUGGUUAACUGGUGAAAGAGCGGCUCCUAAUCCAGAUCGGGAGAGUGAUUGCUAACAACUAAAGAUAAAUGUAAUCAUGAGACUUUUGUGUGACAGUGAAUAAUCAAGAUCAUGAUAAUUUUUUAUCACAGUUACAUGAACCUGGUCACCUGUACUGCUGAAUUGUCACGUGACUUUCAACCAAUUCUGUUACUAGAAGUUUUUUUAAUUGUUUAAAUUCAGUUGAAAUACCGUAUAGUUCAAGGAAGACAAAAACCAUUUUAUUUUUAAAGUUUUGAAAUGUUUGCUGAUUCGAUGUACCGUUGUUUUAAUUUAAAACCACCAGAUAUUAUGAUGCGAUCUCAUUCCAACAAUGAGUAUCAUUAAGCUUGUGACAUAUGGAAAGGAGAAUAUAUCAAUAACAUAUGUGAGGAUUAGAUUUUGAUUUCCAAUUUUCAAUCAUUUGCCAUACUGUAUUACAUAAAUGUGACUGUGUUUCAAAUUUAGAUUAUGUAAAAAGAGAAAAUAUAUAUUGUGAUCCCUGCCCAUAAAAAGCAAGUUGAACAACUCUGGUAUAAUGUGAUAAUUUGAAAAUAUAAUGUCAUCUCAUUUUUGUUGUAAAAAUAUCAUUGAAAACCGUUAACUGCUUUCAAAAAUUUUAAUUUAAAUUCAAAACCCUUCACAGAAAAGAGGACAAAAUGCAUGGUGAAUUUUUUCAUGUUUGAAACAAAACAUUAAUGAUGAUUUUUAUUUAUUAUUUUAUAAAUGUGCGACAUGUUUAAUGACAUUUGCUUGGUUUUGGAGAUAGUAAUAAUUACUAACACACUUGAAAUAAUAUUUUAUUUGGAAUUACAAAUAUAAAUCGUUUGUUUGACUAGAGUUGUCCAUCUUUACAUAUCGAAUGGUCUUUCUACUUAAACAUAUUGUACGUGUUAACAAAUAUUAACCACGUGACACCAUCCCAGUUAUUGAAAACUGUGUUACAUUUUAUGUUUGUGUAGGACAAAGAAUAUUUUGUUCAGUCAAUUUUUUUUAGAAUUAUUAUU
Messenger RNA from Mytilus trossulus (common blue mussel), 4955 nucleotides. RefSeq names its product atrial natriuretic peptide receptor 1-like. The transcript is spliced from 22 exons. Bases 758 to 3985 code for a protein of 1075 amino acids. Gene Ontology annotation, biological process: cGMP biosynthetic process; intracellular signal transduction; protein phosphorylation. Gene Ontology annotation, molecular function: guanylate cyclase activity; peptide receptor activity; ATP binding. Gene Ontology annotation, cellular component: plasma membrane. The record is from RefSeq and is a predicted model, not a curated record. Lineage: Eukaryota; Metazoa; Mollusca; Bivalvia; Mytilida; Mytilidae.